Molecule: messenger RNA, 4001 nt
Organism: Colletes gigas
Lineage: Eukaryota; Metazoa; Arthropoda; Insecta; Hymenoptera; Colletidae
Exons: 10
Coding region: 195-2858 (887 amino acids)
Molecular function (GO): GTP binding
Source: RefSeq, a predicted model, not a curated record
AAGAAAAGAAAAACCGGAGAAAAUAGUAUAGCGCGCGGUCGUCUGGCUGUGGGGUGAGAAGUAGAGGGGCGGUCUGUCGAGGUUUGGCGGUAGUGACAAUGCCAGUUCCUCGCGGGCGAGUUGGAGUCGAAGGCGACUAUCGAGUGAGACGAGCUGCCAGCCCUGGCUCAUCGUGUAGUGCCUAGUGAAACGAGAUGACGGGCUCGCGGCUGAGACCCGCGUUCUUCGUGGGCCUCUUCCUGGCCCUUCUAGCCGUCGCCUUACAGGGAGUGCAAAGCGAAGAAGAGCUAGAGGUGCCACCGGAGGAUCUGUGUCGGCCAUACAUUGAGAAGGCGUUGAAGGAUCUCGGUACAGGAUCUUUGGAGCAGACCAGUGCCGAGGUUGUGACAGACGCCGAUAAAGAGAGUCAUGAAGAAGAAGGAAAAGCUGCGAGCGAGGAAGAUGGCGAGCCAACAGACGAUGUUUCGACGGAAGAUUUGGCAACGGAGGAGGACAAACGGGAAUCGGUAGAGGCAGAAACCGCGGGAAGCGACGAACAAGCCGAGGACGAAGCCGACAAGGCGUCAGCGGAGGCUGAUCAAAGCGCAGAAGGCGCGGGAGAACGAAGCGUCGAGGCGGAUGAAACCGAAGAAGGUGAAGCUGCACAGGAGGAAGGCAAAUCUGAUGAGGCUGAUGCAGGAACGGAGGAGGACAAGGACGAGUCUCCCGAGAAAGUAGAGGAAGAUGCUGGGGAUUCGGGUCAGGAUCAAACCGAGGAGGACAAGGACGAGAAGUCUGGCGAGGAAACAGAGGCGGAUGAGAAGAAAUCCGAGGAGGAAGGGGAGGAACAGGUAGACGAUGGAAAAUCCGACGAAGAAGCGCAAGCGGACGAUGGAAAAUCCGACGAAGAAGCACAGGCCGAAGAACAAUCGGCCGAAGAAGCGCAAGCGGACGAUGGAAAAUCCGACGAAGAAGCACAGACCGAGGAACAAUCGGCUGAAGAUGCGAAACUCGACGAGGAGAAAUCCGACGAAGCUGAUGUGAAGUCCGACGAGGAGAAGGAGCAAGCGGAGGACGAGGAUUCGAAGGCGGAGGAAGAAGGAGCUUCUACGGAGGAUGCAGAGGCUGCUUCUAAAGAGGAAGCUGGUGCUGACGAGGAGACCGAGGAAGCUCAGUCGAAGGAACAGCAGGCCAGCGAAGAAGAAGAAAAGGAAGAGAAUGAAGAGGGUCAAGGCGAGAGCACCGAAGGUCAAACAGACGAGGAAGACAAGGAAGGUAAAUCCGGCGAGGACGCGGCGGCCAAAUCUGUAGAAGAUGACGGUGAAUCCGGGGAGGAGAAAGAAGCGAAAUCCGCCGAGGGGGAGGAAAAAUCAGCCGAGGAAGCGAAAUCGGAGGAGGAAGGAACCGAAGGGGAAGCGAAAUCUCGCGGCAGGCGAGAAGUUGGCGAAGAGGGAGACGAAGGAGACUCCGAGGACGAGACCGAUGGAUCCGGGGACGCGGCUGAAAGCGAGGAGGAGGAACCCACCCCCGAGGAAGACCUGAUUCAAGAGAUCGAGGUGCCGGAGAAUCUGCGACCGCGCGAUCACAUCAACCAGUUACUGAAGUUGGACGAGGAGAACGAAGACAAGGAACGAGCUAUUCAGAAAAUCGGAGAAGUAAUUCUCAAGGAAUUGAAGAGGGUAUACGACAACGCCAUCCAACCGCUGGAGUCCCUGUACAAGUACAGGGACUUGAGCAACAGACACUUCGGCGACCCAGAGAUAUUCUCUAAGCCGCUGGUUCUCUUCAUGGGUCCGUGGAGCGGCGGGAAAUCUUCCAUCAUAAACUACUUGCUCGAGAAUGAGUACAAACGGACAUCGUUGAGGACAGGAGCCGAACCGUCUCCGGCCUACUUCAAUAUUCUAAUGCACGGAGAGGAAGAGGAGAUCCUUGACGGUACGCAGCUGGCCGCCGAUUGGACGUUCUCCGGUCUGCAAAAGUUCGGGCAGGGUAUGCUCGAUCGUCUCAAAGGUCUACGACUCGACAGCAAGCUGUUGGAAAAAGUCAAUAUCGUCGAGAUACCAGGAAUCCUAGAAAUCCGAAAACAGGUCCAACGUUUGUUCCCGUUUAACGAUGCGUGUCAGUGGUUCAUCGACCGUGCAGACAUAAUAUUUUUAGUCUACGAUCCAUCCAAAUUGGACGUUGGACCGGAGACCGAGGCGAUCCUCGAUCAACUGAAGGGGAAGGAGUACCAGACACGCAUCAUUCUUAACAAAGCUGAUCAAGUGAAGCCAGAGGAGCUCAUGAGAGUGCAAGGGGCUUUAAUAUGGAACAUAUCGCCGCUGAUGUCCAGCGCCGAGCCACCUAUAAUGUACUCCACGUCGUUGUGGUCGUUACCUUACGAGGCCGGUGCACCGACCAGGUUGUUAUAUGCUCAAGAGCGUGCAUUCCUCCGCGACCUACGUACUGCCAUUGACAAACGAGUCGAGCACAAGAUAGCGAGCGCUAGAAGAUUCGCUGUACGAGUGCGCAAUCAUGCCAAAAUGGUAGACUGCUAUCUAACCACGUAUUACAAUCACAAGACGUUUUUCGGAAACAAAAAGGAGAUCAGCGACAAAAUCAUCGAGAAUCCCCAAGACUAUCACAUCUACGAGGGCCUGAGCACGCUAAAAAAUAUAUCCCGUUACGAUUUGCCCGACCCAGACGUUUAUCGAGACUUCUUCCGACUGAAUCCUCUUUACGACUUUCCCCUGUUGAGCUCCACGUGCACCUAUUUCCGUGGAUGCCCGAUUAAUAGACUCGACGUAGCCAUCGCCUACGACCUGCCCGAGCUCGUGGGCAAAUACAAAAAGUCCGUGGAGCAAGUCAUGCACGAGUACGAGACGAGUCCUCCUAGUUGAGUGUGAUUCAACAUUGCGAAACAGAGCUCUCGAUGCCAUAAAGUCGUAUGGAGCGCGAGCAAAUUGUACAGAAAUAAAAAAAAAAAGCAAAGACGCGAGAGGAGAGGAACGUUAGCGUAAGCUCGAUACUUGAGGCGGUACAGAGAACUUUAUUUCCUGAAACAGCAAAAACGUAGGGUUGGAUUGCCCUUAGAUAAAAAUUCAACCGGGGUCCUAGACGAAGCGAAGAAUGCAAGACCUAAAUAGAGCUCCUGAAACACAAUCUUGCGCGAUAUACUAGACGAUUCAUUUAUGGAUGAGGAGGUGAUGCAGUUUCGGAGUAUGAAGGUAUAUUGUUGGUUUUGCAGGUAAGCCACUGCGUAUUUGAAAACCGUACAUUCACGAUAGUAUACUCAGCAUACGAUUAAGUGCAUUGGUGGAUUGGAAGUCGGAAGAUUUCAAGAUGCUACUUGUGUUUGGGAGACAAUACGAGUGUUACCAUUCCGAUCUAAAAUGGACAGUGAGUUUUCCUCGAAUGUGUUUCGAAACAGCUUUGAUCCAUGCAGUUUUGGAAAACGUAUCACGACAACAGUGGGUCCUAUUAAUACGUAAAUAAAAAGUUGGGAAUACAAUGAACUCGCGCGAUAGACUUCUUUGAAACUCAGUGUAAUAGUUAUGCCAACUAUUAUACAGCACUGUGACACUUGAGCCGUCUGAAUACCACGCGACGGAAGCAAGAAUUUACUUACAUAUUAGAAGUAUGUAAGAUAAAAUAUAUAAAAUAUUUCCAUUAAGAAAGAGACAAGAAUGAUCUCUUUUCGAGGCUUUUGUGAAAUACCUUGUAUAAAGAAAUUGUGUUCUUAUUAAAAGUUAUAAAAUAUUUAUUAAAAAAAAAAAUAUAUAUGAUUAGUUACUCGAUAACAUGUUCCCAUGUUAAUACGCAGACUAUAUUUUCGAUGUAAAUGAAUAUAUUGUUUUGAUUUAGUAAAACGUUUGACUUUUAAUGUACCUGGUGUAAAUUAAACGCCUCGUAUAAAAUAAUUGUUUAGUUUGCAUUGUGUUGUUAAUGCUCACGCGUGUGAUUGGCUUUUUGCAGAUAUGCAGAUUGCUGAUAUUGUUAUUAUUACAGUCACUGCUAUUGUCAUCCAAGUUAUAAAAAAAAUA